CUGCUGGAAUUUUCCAUGUUACAGCUGCAUAUGGGCAAGAUUCUAUUGGACGUCUAAUUAUUACGUCAUAAUCACGCGACCGUAAAGCGCCAGCAUUUCCAUUCAAAUAAAGCACGACUUGGAAGAUUUCAAAGCUACAGUGAUGGCGACGGAGGUUUUAGAAAAGCCAACUGAGGAUGUUCCACCUGGAAAAGUCGGCACCAGAUUUGACCUGGAAAAGGAGACUGAGCUCAGAUUCGAGGUGGAAGCCGGUGAUGGAGCUGAACAGGUUGAGCUAGAGCUACUGUCUGGCAUGGCAGAGGUGUUUGGAUCAGAACUGAAUCGAAACAAAAAAUACACAUUUGGUCCUGGUGCUAAGAUCGCUGUGUUUACUUGGCAAGGCUGUAGUGUAAAUCUGUAUGGGAAACCAGAGGUGGCUUAUGUCUCUAAGGACACCCCAAUGUUGCUUUACCUAAACACCCACGCUGCACUAGAACAGAUGAGAAAACAAGCAGAAAAGGACAAUGAGAGGGGGCCAAGGGUAAUGGUUGUGGGCCCUACAGAUGUGGGCAAGUCAACAGUCUGUCGUUUGCUACUCAGCUAUGCUGUAAGAGUGGGAAGAAGGCCAACGUUUGUAGAGCUGGAUGUUGGUCAAAGUGGGGUGUCUGUCCCUGGAACAGUUUCUGCACUAUGCAUUGAAAGACCGGCUGAUGUUGAAGAGGGUUUUUCAGUUCAGGCGCCACUGGUAUACCACUUUGGCUCAACUACCCCAGGAACAAACAUCAAACUUUACAACAAGCUAACAUCUUGCCUAGCUGAGGUAUUUUCACAACGCUGCGAGGUGAACAGAAAGGCGAGUGUGGGAGGAUGCAUAAUAAACACCUGUGGAUGGGUUAAAGGCUCUGGCUACCAGGCUCUAGUCCACUGUGCAUCUGCCUUUGAAGUUGACGUGGUGUUGGUACUUGACCACGAGAGACUCUACAAUGAGCUGAAGAGAGACCUUCCCCACUUUGUCAGAGUUGUGCUCCUUCCCAAGUCUGGGGGAGUUGUGGAGCGAUCCAAGGAGUGCCGACGCGAUGCUCGUGAUGAGAAGAUCCGUGAAUACUUUUAUGGCUUCCGUGGUGUUACCUUCUAUCCAUUCUCUUAUGAAGUGCGCUUCUCUGAUGUCCGUAUCUACAAAAUUGGAGCACCAUCAAUCCCGGACUCAUGCUUGCCCUUAGGAAUGUCUCAAGAUGAUACACAGUUAAAGUUGGUACCAGUAACUCCAGGUAGAGAUCUUACAUAUCACGUGUUAAGUGUAAGUAGUGCAGACGAUGGAGAGGACGGGGUAAGGAAGGGUAUAGUUGAGACCCCUGUGUGCGGUUUUAUUGUUGUGACAAAUGUGGACACCCAAGCUCAGGUGAUGAAAGUGCUCUCCCCAGCUCCUCGACCUCUACCAAGACACACACUGCUGAUAAUGGACAUUAGAUUCAUGGACAUGAAGUAGUAACUGUUAUCUGGGUGAAAAUAUUUAAUAUUUUGCUAUGCUAUCCUAUGGUUUUUUGUUUUUUUUUAGCGAUUAUAACUUUAUUAUAAAUGCUGUAAUUAGCUGGCAUGUGUUUGCGUUUUGAAUUUGGCACAAUUUAAACGUUUUUCCUAAUGAAUAAAAAAAAAAAAUUAAAUGCCAGAAAAUAGUGCAUUUACAGAAAUGUUAUUAAUGUACAUUGUCCCUUUUAAAUAAAUAAACCUGAUACACUGCAAAUAA
Boleophthalmus pectinirostris (great blue-spotted mudskipper) is the source of this 1723-nucleotide messenger RNA. RefSeq names its product cleavage factor polyribonucleotide kinase subunit 1 (gene clp1). The record is from RefSeq and is a predicted model, not a curated record. The transcript has 6 exons. Gene Ontology annotation, biological process: tRNA splicing, via endonucleolytic cleavage and ligation. The coding region runs from base 143 to 1465 and encodes 440 amino acids. NCBI's taxonomy places the organism in Eukaryota, Metazoa, Chordata, Actinopteri, Gobiiformes, Gobiidae. Gene Ontology annotation, cellular component: nucleus; mRNA cleavage factor complex. Gene Ontology annotation, molecular function: polynucleotide 5'-hydroxyl-kinase activity.